Trypanosoma conorhini is the source of this 1092-nucleotide messenger RNA. Its product is annotated as DNA-directed RNA polymerase. NCBI's taxonomy places the organism in Eukaryota, Euglenozoa, Kinetoplastea, Trypanosomatida, Trypanosomatidae. Gene Ontology annotation, cellular component: RNA polymerase III complex. Bases 1 to 1092 code for a protein of 363 amino acids. The record is from RefSeq and is a predicted model, not a curated record. The transcript has a single exon. Gene Ontology annotation, biological process: transcription by RNA polymerase III.
AUGUCGUCGGCCGCGUCGAAGGUGACGCACGCCCAGCAGCGGAUCCUCAGCAGCCUCUCGCUCUCGGGGCAGGAGGCGGUGCUGUUCGCCACCCUGCAGCGCGACCUCGCGCUGGACCAGCGCACCGCCGCCGAUGCCCUGCGCGGGCUCAUGGAGGGGGGGAGGGUGGUGCUGCGCCGCGGGAACAGCGACGGGAGCGUGUACGUCGCACUCUCGAACAGCAUGCCGGAGGGCCCCUCGCUGGUCCUCGACGCGAUACGGGCCAGCGGGAAUAGUGGGAUCGAUCAAACCACGCUCUGCGGCAAGGUUCGUCUACCCAAGAACGAGAUUAUCAAGUCACUGCAGCUGCUUGUGGCGCAGAAGCGCAUCAAGGAACGCCGCUGCUUCUCAAAUCGUGCGAAGCGCAUUUACCUGCUCUUCGAAUUUGAGCCCAGCGAUGAAAUCACAGGAGGGACGUUCUACGCUGGCGAGGAUUCGCGCGAGAUGGAUGUGUGGUUUGUGGAUGAGAUGCGGCGACGCAUUGUGGCUCUAGUGGCGCAGCGCCACUCGGUCUCUUUGGAGCAGAUCACACAGCACCUGCACGACUCCCAUGGCGGCGGUGAGGCGACGCUUGGUGGCGGCGAUGGCGUGGUGGUCAUGACGGCACACCCCGGCGGCUCCACGGUCACCUCCGCCAGCGGCGGCAGUGGCGGGAGCAAGCGAAUCUCGCAGCGGGACGCGCAGCUGCUGGUGCAGACGUUGGUCCUGGACGGGGUGUUGGACUCCGUGGCGCCCUCCGCGGGAGCCCCGCCGCAGUACCAGCUGGCGACCGGGAAAAAUGUACUGCGGCACUUCACGGCCACGCUCGCCGCAGGGGGCAGCCGCACGUCCGGCGGCGCGACCUCGUCACUCGAGGAUGGGCGUGACCCGCAUGGAGAUAUUUCUGCCGGUGGCUUGUGGACCCCCGCCGCGGUUGCGCAGUCCAGCGCGUGGGCAAUGCCGGUGGUGGGGCUGCCGUGUUUGGGGUGCCCGCAGCUCUCGGUGUGCUCCGUGAGCGGCAUCGGCGUCGUUAACCCGCGCACCUGCGCGUAUUUAAAUGAUUGGCUCAGUUAA